Harmonia axyridis is the source of this 1282-nucleotide messenger RNA. It is a transcript of the gene mRpS29, whose product is annotated as 28S ribosomal protein S29, mitochondrial. The record is from RefSeq and is a predicted model, not a curated record. The transcript is spliced from 2 exons. The coding region runs from base 79 to 1242 and encodes 387 amino acids. Gene Ontology annotation, cellular component: mitochondrial small ribosomal subunit; mitochondrial ribosome. Gene Ontology annotation, molecular function: structural constituent of ribosome. Gene Ontology annotation, biological process: apoptotic process. Lineage: Eukaryota; Metazoa; Arthropoda; Insecta; Coleoptera; Coccinellidae.
UUCCAUUAACCUAAAAUUUCUUGAAAAAUAUAUAUGUUGUUGUUUUAAAUACCUGAGAAAAUUUACUGAUUAGAUACAAUGUUAACAUCCAUUUCGAGAUUAUUUUCUGUAGCACACAUAAGAACGUCAGAAUUAAGACCUCUGUCAACUGCUGUUCACUCUCAAAUAAAGGAAAGAAAUAGUAAUUUUCGAUGUCUAGAAUCGAAUCCGACAAACCAUACCGUGGAAAAUUUAGCUCAGUUUUAUUCGAUUCCGAAUAAUGAGGUACAAACACUCUUUACCCAUGGAGGACUACCAAAAUUAUUCAAAGAACAGAACAAAACUUUCAAUGAAACAUGCAUAAUGAUACGUAAACCUGCAAUUGAUAUAAUUCAUUCUUUGAAAAAUGUAGAUUAUAGUAAACCAGCUUAUAGAUUUGUUUUAUAUGGUGUGAGAGGAAGCGGGAGAUCAUUGUCAUUGGCACAUAUUGUGCAUUUCGGACAUAAAUGUGGGUUUCUAAUCGUACAUGUCCCUUGGGUAGGCAACUGGAUGAGACGUUGUAGAGAAUCUAGUAAUGCUGUUAUGGAAGAAGGAUUCAUAGAUAUAAAUAUUGAUGCAGCAAUGUGGCUGACUCAUUUCAAAACACAAAAUGAAGAUCUUUUGAAAAACGAACAUUUCAAAGUGAGUCAGGAUCAUGUAUGGAAUAAAAGAGAAAAAACAGCCCAAAAUUCUUCUUUGUUAGAAUUAAUUGAUUUUGGAAUGAAUAGAAUCAAAUAUGCUUCUUCCUGUAUUGUUGCUUUGGCUGAGGAAAUAAAAAAGUUAUCACAAGCUGGUGUGUGCAAAACGUUAGUAGCCAUAGAUGGGUAUAAUGCGUUCUUUCAUCCAACAACAAGAAUUCGUAAAGAAAAUAAGGAAAUCGUGCAUCCACAUAAAGUAACAGUAACAAAAGCAUUUUUGAGUUUAACUAACUUUGACUGGAAUAAUGCUGGAAUUGUAGUAACUGUAGAUGGAUUGGCAAUGGGAGAAUAUGAUACUCCAUCAUUUUUGCCAAGAUUCCUAUUGGGAAAGGAGGGAUUCGAGCACUUGGACCCAUUUGUACCAGUUGAAGUGGAAAACUAUAAUGAAAAAGAAUUCCAGAGCUGUAUAGAUUAUUACAAUGAUAGAAAGUGGAUACAACAGUAUUAUCCUGAAUUGAAUAAUGAAUUAUCCUUUGUUAGUAAUAAUAAUCCCUUCAAGUUGCAGGAAAUAACUGCACCAUUGUAAAUAUUAGCAUAAAGAUCAAUAAAAUCUCAAAAACAUCAAA